Bombina bombina (fire-bellied toad) is the source of this 1105-nucleotide messenger RNA. Its product is annotated as gastrula zinc finger protein XlCGF71.1-like. Gene Ontology annotation, molecular function: DNA-binding transcription factor activity, RNA polymerase II-specific; RNA polymerase II cis-regulatory region sequence-specific DNA binding. The record is from RefSeq and is a predicted model, not a curated record. The transcript is spliced from 5 exons. NCBI's taxonomy places the organism in Eukaryota, Metazoa, Chordata, Amphibia, Anura, Bombinatoridae. Gene Ontology annotation, biological process: regulation of transcription by RNA polymerase II. Bases 130 to 888 code for a protein of 252 amino acids.
UCUUGCCUGGUGUGUUUAUAGUGCGGCUCCUGUUACUAUGAAGAUCAGGUACAAUACACAUCACUGUGUUUGCCAGUAAAGGAGAAACAUUAUAAGAAUAUCUGACAAAAUCAGUUGCUGAACAAGAAAAUGUCUGACAAGACCGAGAACCAAACUUUAGAGCUUCCUGAUGCACACGGAGGUAAUGUUAAGCCUGAAAUCACACUUAAUACUGAACAAACAAAUUAUCUGGGUUUAAAGAGCCAACUGGAAGCUGUGAAGCAGGAAAUCAGUAACAAUAUCAGUACAGGUAGAGUCACAAACUGCAGUUAUCCUUGUCAUGGUCAACAUGCUGAUGCUUCUGUCAAUCUUUUUCAAAAUCAAGGAAGUCACACAAGACAUAUAUGUUCUGAAUGUGGGAAAUGUUUUACCAGGAAAUCAAAUCUUAUUAUACAUCAGAAAACUCAUACAAGAGAGAAAGCGUAUGCAUGUUCUGAAUGUGGGAAAUGCUUUACUCUAAAAUCAUCUCUUUUUAAACAUCAGAAAAUUCAUACAGGAGAGAAAGCAUUUUCGUGUUCUGAAUGUGGGAAAUGUUUUACACAGAAAACAAACCUUGUUACUCAUUUAACAAGUCACACAGGAGAGAAACCAUUUUCAUGUUCUGAAUGUGGAAAAUGUUUUACUCGGAAAUCAAAUCUCAUUAAACAUCAGAGAAUUCAUACAAAAGAGAGUGAAGCAGUCUCAUGUGCUGAAUGUGGGAAAUGUUCUACCCAGGAAUCACAUCUUGUUACAGGGCGUCUAGAGGAAAAUCCGGGCACUGGGCUAUUAAAUGUGAAGGAAGAGGAUGAGACAGAUGACAUGAAUAGUCAUCAGACUGAAAUACAUUACUCCCUCCCUGCCGGUGAGUAGUAAUACGUGAGAGUCUGCCGGGGCUGUGCACACAGUUACUUACUGAUCUCCCUGCCUGCCAGUGAGUAGUAAUACGUGAGAGUCUGCCGGGGCUGUGCACACAGUUACUUACUGCUCUCCCUCCCUGCCGGUGAGUAGUAAUACGUGAGUCUGCCGGGGCUGUGCACACAGUUACUUACUGCUCUCCCUCCCUGUCGGUGAGUAGUAAUACGUGAGA